CAGCAGAGAGAGUCGAUCGCGUGUCUUCUUCACUGCAGUCGUCUUCCUCCUCCCAUAAACUUGGCCUGCUGGAGCUGCAGUGGUAGUGGUAGACUGGUAGGUAGGGUAGAUGGGGAGACUACUACGCUGCUCUUCUUUUCGCUCCGUCUCCUCCUCCUCCUCCCUCCACUUCCGCCGCCUCGUUCUGGCCUGGUGCGUCGUGGCGGCGAGUUUGCAGGCGGCCACGGCGCAGCAGGUGCGCGUGGGCGUGAUCCUGAACCUGGCGUCGCCGGUCGCGCAGCGGCGGAAGGUCGGCAUUAAGAUGGCCCUGGAGGACUACUACGCCGCGCACCAGGGAUCCAGGACCAGGGUCGUGCCGAGCUUCCGGGACUCCGGCGGGGAGGUCGUCGGCGCCGCGUCUGCCGCGGUGGACCUGAUCAAGAACCAGCAGGUGCAGGCGAUCAUCGGGCCGCAGUCGUCGGCGGAGACCGCGUUCGUGGCCAACCUCGGCACCAGCACGCACGUCCCCAUCCUCUCCUCCUCCGCCACCUCCCCGGAGCUCUCCCCGGCGCAGACACCCUUCUUUGUGCGCACCGCGGCCAACGACUCCUUCCAGGCCGCGCCGGUCGCCGCCGUCCUCGCCGCGUUCCGGUGGCACGCGGCGGUCGUCGUCUACGAGGACUCGCCCUACGGGUCCGGCAUCCUCCCUGCCCUCGCCGACGCGCUACAGGGCGUCGGCGCCAGGAUCAUGGAGCGCGCCGCCGUGCCGGUCGACGCCGACGACGGCCACAUCGACGCGGUGCUCUACCGCUUCAUGGCGAUGCCGACGCGCAUGUUCGUCGUGCACAUGAAACUCUUUCCCGCCGCGCGGCUGUUCCGACGGGCCAGGAAAGCCGGCAUGAUGACGAAGGACUACGCCUGGAUCGCCACGGACGGCGUCGGCAGCGCCGUGGACGCGCUGGGCGCCGACGACAUCGACGCCAUGGAGGGGGUUGUCAGCCUCAGGCCGUACGUGCAGAUGACGGAACAGGUAAGGAACUUCUCGGCGAGGUUCAGGGCGAGGCUCCGGUGGGAGAGCCCGAGCGCCGACAUCUACGCCCACGACCCGACCAUUUCGAUGCUCUGGUCGUACGACACGGCGUGGGCGGUCGCGGCGGUGGCGGAGGCCGCCGGUGUCUCCAGCCCGGCGUUCCAGUCACCGCAUAGGAGCACGGUGACGGACCUGGACCGGCUCGGCGUGUCGGCCACCGGAGCAGCGCUUCUCAAGGCGGUGCACGAGACGACGUUCCACGGGCUCGCAGGCAACUUCAAGCUCGUCGACGGGCAGCUGCAGCCCCCGGCCUAUGAGGUCAUCAACAUCAUCGGGAAAGGCGCGAGGUCGGUGGGGUUCUGGACGCCGGAGGCCGGGAUCUCGCAGGCUCUCCACCCCAACGCCGCCAAAGGUCUGAAGCUUAGUACUGUUUGGCCUGGUGAUGCGACGUCGCCGCCCAAAGGAUGGGUCGUGUCGCCGAACGGACAGAAGCUUCGCGUCGCCGUGCCGGUGAAGCGAGGGUUCAAGCAGUUCGUCGACGUCGGCAAUGAGUCGACCACCGGACACCAGGCAAACGUCACAGGCUACUGCAUCGAGGUGUUCGACGCCGUCAUGCGCAAGAUGCCAUAUCCGGUGGGCUACGAGUACGUUCCGAUCCCCAACAGCUCGGAAUCGUACGACAAAUUCGUGUCCCUGCUUCCAGAACAGAGAGCGGACAUCAUCGUCGGCGACGUGACGAUCACGGCGAGCCGGAUGGCGAAGGUGGACUUCAGCAUGCCGUUCUCGGACUCGGGGUGGUCGAUGGUGGUGGCGGUGCGCGCGGAGACGAGCACGAGCAUGUGGAUCUUCCUGCAGCCGCUCACCACCAGCCUCUGGCUCGCCAGCUUCGCUUUCUUCUGCUUCACCGGCUUCGUCGUCUGGGCUAUCGAGCACCGGAUCAACCCCGAGUUCCGAGGCACGCCAUGGCAGCAGUUCGGCCUCAUCUUCUACUUCUCCUUCUCCACCCUCGUCUUCGCGCACAAGGAGAAGCUGGAGAGCAACCUGUCCAGGUUCGUGGUGAUCAUAUGGGUUUUCGUCGUCCUGAUCCUGACGUCGAGCUACACGGCGAGCCUGACGUCGAUGCUGACGAUCCAGAAGCUCCAGCCGACGGUGACCGACGUCAGGGAGCUCCAGCGGAGCGGCUAUCACAUUGGGCACCAGGAGGGUACCUUCAUCGUGGCCUCUCUCCAAAAGCUCGGCUUCGACAAGGCCAGGAUGAAGAGCUACAGCACCGCGGAGGAGUACGCCGACGCGCUGUCCAGGGGCCCGGCCAACGGCGGCGUCGCCGCCGUGUUCGACGAGAUCCCCUACCUGAAGCUCUUCCUGUCCCAGUACUGCGACGGCUACGCCAUGGUCGGCCCGGUCUACAAGACCGACGGCUUCGGGUUCGUGUUCCCGCUGGGGAGCCCGCUGACGCCGGACGUGUCGCGGGUGGUGCUGACGCUGGCGGAGGGGGAGGAGAUGGCGCAGAUCGAGAAAAAGUGGUUCGGCGAGCCCGGCGCGUGCCCGAGCCAGGGCAGCGGCGCCGCCGCCGUCGGCUCGUCGAACCUCAGCUUCCGGAGCUUCGGCGGGCUGUUCCUCAUCACCGGCGUGGUGUCCGGCCUCACGCUCCUCAUCUACCUCGCCACCUUCGUCUACCACGAGCGCGGCGAGGUCCGGGCGGCGGAGGACGAGGGAUCCGGGAGCUCGUCGGUGCGGCGGCUCCGCGCGUGGCUGCGCCACUUCGACCAGAAGGACCUCAAGUGCCCCACGUUCAAGACGUGGAACGAGGAGUCCGUCCGGGACGGAAGCCAGAUGCAGAGAUGGGUCGAUGACACCGUGCGGAACGGCCGCGGCGGCGCCGACAGCGCGGUGCCGGCGGCGGGCGAGGAGGAAGCCAUCGGCAUGAGCCCCUUCAGCAUCUCCGCCGCCUCGGAGAUGAUCAACGCCGGCUCGUCGCCGGCGUCGGAGCUCGGGACCUCGUUCGAGCAGAGGAUGCAGGAGGCGCCACACUCUGCGGAGAUGACACACUCUGUGGAGAUGAUGCCUAGAUCAACGGCCUCGUAACUGUAAAUUUCUAGAUGUGGAUGCAGGGCAAUUGCUCCCUAAAUGGCAUGGCACGUCUGGUAGAAAACUCUGACCAGUCGGUCAGUAUGUCCAUAAAUAGUACUCCCUCCCUCGGUUGUUAAAUAUAUGAACGUUUAGAUAAGCAAAUUAGUUCAUUUUUGAACCAACUAGAUUAUCCUAAAUGUCAUGCAAAUUAGUUCA
Molecule: messenger RNA, 3295 nt
Organism: Setaria italica (foxtail millet)
Lineage: Eukaryota; Viridiplantae; Streptophyta; Magnoliopsida; Poales; Poaceae
Product: glutamate receptor 2.7
Exons: 4
Coding region: 110-3094 (994 amino acids)
Cellular component (GO): plasma membrane
Molecular function (GO): glutamate-gated receptor activity
Source: RefSeq, a predicted model, not a curated record